Messenger RNA from Dicrocoelium dendriticum, 729 nucleotides. NCBI's taxonomy places the organism in Eukaryota, Metazoa, Platyhelminthes, Trematoda, Plagiorchiida, Dicrocoeliidae. The record is from the annotation of a GenBank genome assembly.
CGGAAUACCUGCUGUCAUGGUAUCACUAAGUUUGAAUAUGUUUUGAUCGAGAAGGUUCACUGACGUGUAUCAAAGUCUGUCUCGGUGCUGCUCGAUUUAUCCCCUUCGGUUUCUACGUAUGAAAUUCUCUCUGGACUGCUAUCGUCGUGGGGAUCUGAUCUACGCUAAACGCAUUCCAAAGGAAGAAUUGUGGAACAGCUCAAUAUAGAUUGCUCGGUGAAUGGCUGCGACUACAUUAAUACGAUGCAUGUAACACCUUUAUUGUUCGGGCGUUUCAUACCAUGGAAGCGCUUUCCUGGCACUAUUUGGGCUGGAAAACAGCGGAAAAUACCCCGAUUAACACACAGUCGGAAGUCCGCAUUUCUCGAUCAUAUGCUUUUGUGUGAGCAAAAUCACCGUUAUCUUCUGAACCCCUGUAUCACUCAUGAGAUAGAGGCCGCGACACUUGAAGAUGAGAGACGUCUUGAGCUCGCUCGAGAAGAUCAAAUCUUUUACGACCGAUAUGCACAGCAGUUCAAUCGGCGGUUCGUGAGUCGCAAACUGGAAGACACAUGGACUCGUUUGCUUAAUUCGAGGCGUUUUGACGUGUAAUCACUUCGACCAUCCCAUUCGAUUUAUGUCAUUGCGGCUGUUUUCGCAGAAUACAAUUUCUUCUGAUAUUCGCAUGCUUAUUAUUGACGGGCUCUUCGGUUCUUCACCACUACUUGAUGAAAGCCCAACUCGGUUUGC